AUGUACAUUUUAUUUUCAUUAAUUUCAAUUGUGACAGUAUUUUUGAACCUAAUUGUGAUCAUCUCCAUCUCUCACUUCAAGCAGCUCCAGACUCCAACCAACCUGCUCAUCCUCUCUCUGGCUGUGUCAGAUCUCCUGGUGGGACUCAUUGUGAUACCAGCAAAUACUGUAGCUAUAAUAGAAUCUUGCUGGGUACUUGGUGAAUAUUUCUGUGCAUUGCUUAUGUAUACCACUUCUUUAAGUGAAAGUUCCUCUCUCGGUAAUUUGAUCUUAUUAUCAAUUGACCGUUAUGUUGCUGUGUGUGAUCCACUGUUGUACCACUUGAAAAUAACAACUAGAAGAACUAUUUUAGCAUCAUAUUUUGUCACAUUUCUUCCACUUGUUAAUUCCUUUAUUAAUCCCAUAAUUUAUGCUUUCUUUUAUCCAUGGUUCAAAGUGGCAACAAAACAAAUAUUAACUCUGCAGUUAAGGCAUUUGUAG
Molecule: messenger RNA, 480 nt
Organism: Esox lucius (northern pike)
Lineage: Eukaryota; Metazoa; Chordata; Actinopteri; Esociformes; Esocidae
Product: trace amine-associated receptor 1-like
Exons: 2
Coding region: 1-480 (159 amino acids)
Biological process (GO): G protein-coupled receptor signaling pathway
Cellular component (GO): membrane
Molecular function (GO): trace-amine receptor activity
Source: RefSeq, a predicted model, not a curated record